This is a messenger RNA of Mycosarcoma maydis (corn smut), 2610 nucleotides long. RefSeq lists its product as uncharacterized. Gene Ontology annotation, molecular function: DNA replication origin binding. The transcript has a single exon. Gene Ontology annotation, biological process: DNA replication; regulation of DNA-templated transcription. Bases 1 to 2610 code for a protein of 869 amino acids. NCBI's taxonomy places the organism in Eukaryota, Fungi, Basidiomycota, Ustilaginomycetes, Ustilaginales. Gene Ontology annotation, cellular component: chromatin; nucleus; nuclear origin of replication recognition complex. The record is from RefSeq and is a predicted model, not a curated record.
AUGGCUCGACAGCCAGCUAAGCGUCGUAAAGUAUCUACGCAGCACUUGGAUGUCGAAGGUGACGAGGACUGGCAGAGCGAUGAGCUUUCUUCUCUCGGCGGCUCCGAGGAGUCUCAAUCCAGUUCUGACUCGGAAUCCGAUUCCAGCUCAAAUUACAGCUCAGAUGAAGACGACGAACACGAUGUGAACACCUUGUUGAAAGGUCCCUCAAAGUCCAAAAGCAAAGCAGUAGUUAAACCAACUUCAUUCACCAGCCCAGCCGUGGAGAAGGUCGACCCAGCUGCAGGACCAAGCGAAGGCCUUAGACGCAAACGUGGUCGGCCAAAGAAGGAGCCCGUUCCAAAAGUGCCCAAGAAGCGAGGUCGACCGCGCAAAUAUGCACCAGGCGAAAAACGCCCCCGCGCGUCAAGGCGCAAGUUCAAUGAAGACGGUUCACCAAAGAAACGUGGACGACCAAAGAAGGUGAUUGACCCGGACGCUGUCAUGAAUAAGGUCCCUAAACGAAGAGGAAGACCGCCAAAGCUGCGUGAGCCAGGCGAAGAGGACAAAAAGAGUGGCAAGCGCAGAAAGAGACGCGAGUUUGAUCUGCUGGCAGGACUCGACUUGGAAUUUGAUGACCACGAUGGUGUGGCCAUCGUUGAUGGAGGAGGGGCCGACGACGAUGACGACUGGCUAGACGAGACCGACUCGCCGAGAAAGCAGGACGACAUCCUUGCUAGGCUAAGAAGGAGGAUCCUGUUCCGACAACAAGACGCCGAGCUGGCUGACUUUGUUGAAAAUGUUGACACUGACAGGAAUGCGGAGGUAUCGGCCUUCAAGACUGAAGGCAAUGAUGGUGUUGAAGAGAGGCUCGACCAAGGUCCUCGACCUGGUCUUCCUUUGCACAAACCUGCCAUCACCUCUGACAUUCCAUCUUCCGAGAAGCGCAAAGAGCGUCAGCCGUUUGACGCUCAAAUCAGCGAUGGAAUGUCUGCUUUGGCGGAAGCAGCUGCUUCCGCUGCUGCCGAGACCGAAGAUCUAGCUAAGCAGCAAAGACCAAAGGGUCGACCGCCUGGAUCAAAAAAUCGACGACCCGACUGGGAGAACAACCCCCUUUUUGCCGCUACACGAAGUCACACCACCGCAGGCCGCUCCAACCUCAACAGCGUCGACCAGAGAACUUCUCUAUCACUAUAUGGCGCGCCCUCUCCCACGGCCAGAGACAUCAAUAGUACUACCAAUGGUUCGAACCUUGUGAAACCCACAUCUUCCGACGCGUACUUCCUUUUCAACACAUCGAAGCGAGCUCGUGGCUUAGCAGGCAUGGGUAUUGGAACCUCUUCCUCACUCAUCUCUUCCAAACUUCCGGCCUUGGACGCACGAAAUCUCGAGCGUGUCAUCACCGAAAAUACGCGGAGCGGCGCAUCCAUCUCCGACGUUGCCACAAGCAUGUAUUGUCAUCUUUUUCCCGUCUACUUAGCCCAACUUCUCGCCGGAUACUCGAUCAUAUUUCACGGUGUAGGAAGCAAGACAAAGCUGCUAGCAGAGCUUGUAGACAAACGGAUCGAUUCCGAAGGCGAUGCGGUCGGUGUGGUGGCUCAAGGCGCUAUGAAAGGAUUCAAGGUGGAAGACAUGCUGACCGAGAUCGAGAGGGCGGCGGGAUUGGGGUCAAUGACGUUGUCGGCCGAUGCAGCGACAAGAUUGGGGGAAGAUCAUGGACAGGCGGGGUUGGUGGUAUCAACACUUACAGCAGCGAGAGCCGAAAGAAUCGUGCGACGCUUCUCUAGGGAUGACCUUGUGGGCCCGUCGAAGCUAUUCUUGAUCCUUGAGACUUUUGAUGCGCCGGGUAUGCAGUCGCUGCGAUUCAAGAGCGUCCUUGAAACGCUGGCAAAGUCAAACAAUAUUCACAUCAUGGCUACGACCGAGCACGUCAAUUCUGGCUUUAUCGCAUCCACCACAGGACAGCAAGUAUCAUCGCCUCCAACCGCUUCGAAAAGAUCGGUGGUUGACCGGGAUCGAGAAGCCACUAAGAGGACGAGCGGCCGACUACGUUGGAUCUGGCAAAACAUGUCGACCUUCACACCUAGCUUGGACGAGAUGCUCAUCAUGCGUUCAAACCCAGCCUUCGCAUCGUGGAUGCCAAUUCUCCCACCGUGUCUCGACCUUAUGGGCUCCGCCGCCUCACUGACCUCUCGGCACAUGCAACCUGUUGGCACCUCUUCAUCCGGAUCUGCACUCAAUGGCGCUGAUGGUUCGGGUAACGUAGCGUUCUACAACGGUCUCCAGGUAUCUGACACCUUCCGUACCGUUUCAGAAACAUCGGCCAUUUCCAUUCUCAAGUCGGUGACCACAAAAGCAAGAGCGCUAUUCAACAUGUUGGCGAAACAGUCGCUUGUGGGAAGUGACACUGGUGACACCAAAGGCGCAGGCGUUGGUGGUGUCGACUACGCGGAUCUAUUGAAUCGAGCCAAAAGGUCGUUCUUGGUGUCAAACGAGUCGGAUUUCAAGUCUCUUCUGAUCGAGUUCAAGGAUCAUCAUCUGUGCCAUAUCAGCAAGCAGGGUAUCGUCUCGAUCGGGUUGGCGGAUGCAAAGGUGUUGCAGGCCGUGUUGGAUAAGUUAAAGUCAAUCUGA